CAUCUCCGCUGACACCUGCAUCACUGCGACCGACGGAUGAUGAUGAUGAUGACGGACACUUGCAUCUUCACUCUGCACGUCCUGACUCUCUGCUGCCUCAUUCACGGUUCACUGCAGGGUGUCCAUCAGCGGCGCCUCUACCAGGACCUGAUGAAGAACUACAACCCUCUGGAGCGACCAGUCAACAACGACUCUGACAGUCUCACCGUUCACUUCAGCUUCAGCCUGAUGCAGAUCAUGGAUGUGGAUGAAAAGAAUCAGGUUCUGACCACCAACAUCUGGCUGCAGCUGUACUGGAAAGACUACUACUUACAGUGGAACACGACGGAGUAUCCUGGUGUGUCACAUGUUCGGUUCCCAGACAGUCAGAUCUGGAGACCUGACAUCCUUCUGUACAACAGUGCAGAUGAGCGGUUUGAUGCUUCGUUCCACACCAACAUCCUGGUCAACUCUAGUGGCCACUGUCAGUAUCUUCCCCCAGGGAUAUUCAAGAGCACAUGCUACAUCGACGUGAGGUGGUUCCCCUUCGACGUGCAGCGCUGUGACCUGAAGUUCGGCUCGUGGACCUACGGCGGCUGGUCCCUGGACCUGCAGAUGAUUCAGGCUGACAUCACGGGAUACAUCGCCAAUGGAGAGUGGGACCUUGUGGAGGUUCCUGGGCGAAGGAGCGAGCGUUUCUAUGACUGUUGCAAGGAGCCAUAUCCAGAUGUGACCUUCACCGUGGUGAUGCGGCGGCGCACCCUCUACUACGGCCUGAACCUGCUCAUUCCCUGUGUUCUCAUCUCCACCUUGGCUCUGCUAGUGUUUCUGCUGCCUGCUGAUUCAGGAGAAAAGAUCUCUCUUGGAAUCACUGUGCUGCUUUCUCUGACCGUGUUCAUGUUGCUGGUCGCUGAAAUCAUGCCGGCAACUUCAGACUCUGUUCCUCUGAUCGCUCAGUACUUUGCCACCACCAUGGUUAUUGUCGGCCUUUCCGUCAUCGCCACCGUCCUGGUGCUUCAGUAUCACCACCACGACCCCGAUGGAGGAAACAUGCCGAGAUGGAUCCGUGUUGUUUUGUUAAACUGGUGUGCUUGGUUCUUGAGAAUGCGGCGCCCUGGUGAGGCAAAGAUUCGACUAGCAUGCCACAACGCCGCCAAACAGCGCCGUGGAAGUCUGUCCAGUCUCGAGCUCAGCGUCAGCCAGAGCUCUCUGAGGCACCACACUUCAGUGGGCAAUGGCAACCUGCUUUACGUGGGGUUCCGUGGACUCGAAAGCCUUCAGUAUGCUGCUCCCACUGACCCGGAGGUCCUCUGCUCUCGACUUAUGGGCUGCAACGGGGAGAAUGUACUGAGGCCAGGAGGGGGUGUGUCCGGGCGAGGGGAGGGAGGAGCCUCCAUAGCCUCUUGCUCAACACUAGAAGUGGAAGUUAACCAAAUCUUGGAGGAGGUAAGAUACAUUGCCAGGCGAUUCCGAGACCAGGAUGAUGAAGAGACACUUUGCAGCCAGUGGAAGUUCGCCGCUGCGGUCAUCGAUCGCCUCUGUCUUGUAGCGUUUUCACUUUUCACCAUUCUUUGCACCAUCGGCAUCCUCAUGUCUGCGCCAAACUUUGUCGAAGCCAUUUCCAAAGACUUCUUCAGCUGAGAGACGUUGACAACUAGGACCAACAGCCAUGAGGCAUUUGGCGGUUCCCAUCUCCAUUGACCUCAUUCUGCACUGUUCUGUAAAAAUGUGUACAUUAAAAAAAAAAAAAAAAAAAAAGACUUUUCAUAGGAUGAAGUUUAUAUUCCUGGACAGAUAAUAUGUGGUGUCUUGCCUGUGAAAGGUGUGUGUCUGUGCAUGUGUGUUCAUUCAGGGAGCGAGGCAAACAAACACAGACACCAAUUUAUUUUACACUUUUUUAUGCUAUAGAGGUUUACAAAUCAUGAGAAGCUGCGUGUGCUGGUCAAGUCAAGUGAUGUAAAAGUUGUUUUUUUUUUACAAAUUUACAAUUGAUUCCUAAAAGCUUCUAUUAACAAGCCUUCAUUCAGAGCUGCAUUCACUCCUAAUGUCUUUAUUCAGAGUGUUUUGUGUUAAAAACACUUUUGUUAGCGAGGACAUUGAUCCAAAGUCUCUCAGAUUCCCUUGUAGGAUGAAGCGUGGGCUGGCACAGGUGCAACAUCAAGAGCCAAGAGACAACACUCCAUCACCUCAGGAGGCGCGAUUGUCAGUGACUGAGCUCAAGAUCGGUUCUAUUGUUGAUUCUCUGAACACAUGCAAGCAGAAGAUGCAGUGUUCAAUUGAGUUGUUGGAUGACUGUAUGUUCACUAAUGUUGAGAAAUAUUUUCA
This is a messenger RNA of Synchiropus splendidus (mandarinfish), 2304 nucleotides long. RefSeq names its product neuronal acetylcholine receptor subunit alpha-7. Lineage: Eukaryota; Metazoa; Chordata; Actinopteri; Syngnathiformes; Callionymidae. Gene Ontology annotation, cellular component: postsynaptic membrane; neuron projection; synapse. The transcript has 10 exons. The record is from RefSeq and is a predicted model, not a curated record. The coding region runs from base 37 to 1620 and encodes 527 amino acids. Gene Ontology annotation, biological process: chemical synaptic transmission; monoatomic ion transmembrane transport; regulation of membrane potential. Gene Ontology annotation, molecular function: acetylcholine-gated monoatomic cation-selective channel activity; transmembrane signaling receptor activity.